AUAGAUGAAAAGAAAAAAGUCAAAUGAAAUUCUGCCUAGCGAAUAGCAAUAAAAGAAAUAGAAGUUUUUGAUUUCAUUGUUCCUUACUAUAUUUUGAAUAAUUAGAGUAAAGUAAUGAAAUCGUAAACAUCAUUCAUAAUCAAUUGUAAUGGCUGAUAGAGAUCUAUCAAUGGGUCCUCGAGAAGGGGUUACAUACCCAAUAAAGGUUCAAUACUGUGGAAACUGUUCCAUGCCCAUAGAAUAUUGUGAAUAUUAUCCAGAAUACGAUAAAUGUAAACAAUGGCUGGAGAAGAAUCUUCCGACAGAGUUCGAGAAAGUAAAAUUAGACGAAAAAGAAAAUACCGGGGGUGAAGAAGAAAAAAAACGCCAGAAGCGUGGUGGCAAGGGUAUGUUAAAAUCCAAGAAGAAAGAAGAUGUUCCCAAAUUAGUGCAGGUAUCUCGUGCUCCUCGGGGCAAGAAGAAAUCAGUCACAGUCGUGUCUGGAUUGAGCACUUUUGAUAUUGAUCUAAAAGUAGCAGCAAAAUUUUUUGGCACAAAAUUUGCUUGUGGAUCUUCAGUCACAGGAGAUGAUGAGAUAGUAAUUCAGGGUGAUGUUAAAGAUGAUCUUUUUGAUAUCAUACCUGAAAAGUGGCCAGAAAUUGAUGAAGACAGUAUUGAAGAUCUUGGUGAUCAAAAAAGGUAGUGUCCCCUACACUAAAAGAAGAUUACACCAGGAUAAUACAUUAUUUCUCUUUAUAAUGUUAAAAAUUGUCAUUUCAAAAUAAUAGUACUACAAUUUAUUUUUGAUCUACCUCAUUUUCGGCAAGUAUAUUGUUAUUUUUCUAGAAAACAAAAAGAGUCUUUAAUUUCUAAUGUCGAUGAGUUUUUUGCAGAUAUUCAAUAUCUGUAAAGAAUUUUAAUUUAUUACUGUAUCUACAGCCAACAAAAAAAA
Messenger RNA from Bombyx mandarina (wild silkworm), 931 nucleotides. RefSeq names its product density-regulated protein (gene DENR). Gene Ontology annotation, molecular function: mRNA binding; translation initiation factor activity. The record is from RefSeq and is a predicted model, not a curated record. Gene Ontology annotation, biological process: formation of translation preinitiation complex; translation reinitiation. NCBI's taxonomy places the organism in Eukaryota, Metazoa, Arthropoda, Insecta, Lepidoptera, Bombycidae.